This is a messenger RNA of Bombyx mori (domestic silkworm), 2464 nucleotides long. RefSeq lists its product as uncharacterized. Gene Ontology annotation, cellular component: SCF ubiquitin ligase complex. Bases 307 to 1878 code for a protein of 523 amino acids. Gene Ontology annotation, biological process: SCF-dependent proteasomal ubiquitin-dependent protein catabolic process. NCBI's taxonomy places the organism in Eukaryota, Metazoa, Arthropoda, Insecta, Lepidoptera, Bombycidae. The record is from RefSeq and is a predicted model, not a curated record. The transcript is spliced from 3 exons.
ACUAUCGACAUCGAAAGGCGGUUGCGCAGUGCGAACUUCGUUAGUGUUGAAAACAAAAAUGUUUGUGUGAAUUGUGGAUUUUUUGUUCCAAAUAAUUAAACUGAAUAUAAUGUGAUUCUUUAUACAAGAACCUAUAACCAAAACUGUGCCUAACCGAACCCUGCUCAUAAAUAAUUCUAUGAACUAAAUUACGGGAUUUGUUAGAGAACUAAUUAUCGGUUUCUGUUUUACAUCUCGCAACGAAAAGUUCGGCUUUUCUAUUCCUGUUGAAGACAGAUGAGCCUGCGGCCCCACCGAUGAUUUAAGAUGUCCAGAUAUAAACAACCAAAUAAACUCGAAAAACUUGCACUAAAAAGUCUCGGCGAAUGGGUGGCCGAACAAGCUCAGCAUCAUUUACAACCAAUAACGAGCCUGUCUAUGCGUGAUACGAAUGCUGCUCAAUCACAUCUUUCUAAAAGUAUCAAUAAUUUACGGAACUAUUUGGAAUACAAUGUUCCGUGGAUGCUUCAUGAUUUACUAGCUGAUGAGGCAAUACGCGCAUUGUCAGAACUAUUAGAGAAAACAAAGAGUUCCUUAGGUUUUCGCGGUUGCAUGGGAAAAUUUGUGAGUCAAAUGAACAUUAUAGCACGAAUGGCAGAAGUGCUAUUUACUAAAUAUUUAACGACUUUAUCCAUAGACAGUAUACCUAAGAUGUUACGUUCAGUAUUUUAUUCGAAUAUCGAUAAGCUCUAUGGUUUAGUUUACUUGAAUUUAGGAUCAUUGUCAGGAGGUUGGAAAACCAGUGACAUGGAAAAUGCCGUAAUAAAAUCUCUGAAGAACCUUCAUAAUUUAAAAUAUUUAUUCUUAAAUUAUGACUGUACAGACAAUAUAUUAAAAUGUAUUGUUGAAAAUUGUAGAAAUCUCACUAAACUCGAUAUUUCUUGCUCAAAAUGUAUCACUAAUGACAGUAUAGAUAUAUUAGCAGAGUUCAAACAAUUAACAAGCAUUCAAUUGUACCGCACCUUUGUUACAGUUGAUGGGUUUGUUAAGUUGUUGUUAAAAUGCAAAAACAUUCAAGAUAUUGGUAGGUGUGAUGAAAUUGGUAGGGUCUUGGAAAUUAUCAACUUGUACUAUGCAGAGUCUGCUCCAUUCAAUUUAAGAACGUACGUGAGUAGAUAUGCUACUUCCGAUCACUUACAAUUAGCUGUUCAAAUGUGCCCGUACGUUACAAAUUUAACCGUUUUUCAUAAUACGUUACAAAGUGACCUAAUGGUUCUUAUUGGUUUUAAGAAUUUAACCGAAUUAAAACUGCUUUCGUGUGAUUUUUAUGCGGAUCAGAUAAAGCAAGUUUUACAAGUAAAAGGAUGCAAUAUUGUUAAUUUACAUCUAGAGCACGUUGAUCAGAUCGAUUUAAAUGCACUCAUGUACAUCAGUCAAAUGUGCCCACUUCUAGAGAGUCUCACUCUUUACAACUGUUCAAUGAUACAGCAUACAUCGUUAUACACAAAAAACUUAGAAAUUUUGCCUUUCCGUAACUUAAAAAGGGUGACUUGUGUAUCUAAAUGCUCUGAUGAGCAAUUACUUUUUAUCUUAAAUAAUUGUUUGAAUGCAGAAUUUAUUCACAUAGGGACUGCAUUUCAGCUAACUGAUGAAUUUAUCUUUAAGGUUUUGGAUAAAAAUCCACUUAUUUAUUUAAAAGAAUUACGUAUAAUGUUAUCAGAAUUUUUAACAAUGUUAUCAGUGCAAAGAAUCAUUCAAAGCUGCAUUAGUUUAGAAAUAUUAGUUGAAUUAGAGAGUUGGGUAUUAUUAACUGAAUCUGAUCGUGAAUACAUACGAAAUUACAUCCAAGUUAACAAUUUAAACAUUGAUACUGCACCGAUUCGUAGGUACGAUGCAUAAUAUCUGUCUGAUCGAAUUAAUUGAAUGUCUGUAGGAAAUCACGGUGAUCAUCGAGAUUUAUGCAACGCUAGCGUUAAUGGUUAAUGAUAUUGGAGCAGCAACCAUCACUAAAUACUUUGAUGCUCCGUCCAUCCAAAAAGUUAGCUAUCCACUUUCAAAGUCACGGGCAUUUCGUAUGAUGAUAACAUCGAUAGAAGACUCUUGCCUUGCCCAUGGCCUUUGCGAUAUAUGUGCUUAAAGUGGUUACAUCGGCCUUGCUCUCCAAAGACUCAGCUCAGACCUGUAAGCAAAAAAUACGCUAGCUGAACGCUCGCGAUGGAAUCCGUAUGUCGGUCGUUGAUCUGCUGGUUAUUUUCAUAUACACCAAGUGUUGAUCACUACCUCCGCCACCUAAGAGGACAAGUUAUAGCGAUAGACCUUGUAUUUCGACAGGUCUCACCAACCUUCUUAGGAAUAGAGUGAACAUUACCGGUCUUCCAAGAAGACGGAAAACUAUUGGUGCUAAGAUAGGCGAUAUUGUUAGCGCAAGAGCAUAUAGCUUAGGCUAAGUUCCUUAAGGAACAGAACGUCUGAAGUCAAGUUGGAA